GCUCCAGGACUCUGUGCGCGCUCGGCUACGCGCGCGUCUGAUUGGUGUCCUCCGUGCUCCGCCCCAGAGGGCGCGGGUGGUGGCCGUACUGCUCGCUCUCAGUAAGUGGCGGUGCAGUGAGUUUCUACUGAGGGCGAAAGGAGACAGCCCAGAAACCUGGCCCUUAACUGCUCAAAAACCGGUAGUGAGGAGGCUGGGUGGGAUUUCAGCCCUCGAAAAGUUAGGAGGCUGUCCCCUCCCCUCCAUCUGACACCCAAGGGGUUAUUCGCCCACCUACUCCCCAAAUUCAUUCAUUCAAUUAUUUAUGGAACAUAGGCUGGUGCCAAAUGCUAUUUCUAGAUGCCUUCACACUGAUGGUAAUCAUAACCCGUUCCUAACGGAACAGUGCCGUCUUCCACAUCUCAGGCAAACGUCUCUGUGCGGCAGCCCAAUGCUCAGUACAUUCUACUCUUUUCCUUGUCCUUCACAUAUAAUUCUCCCAAAUCCUGUGCUCUCUACCUUCGGACUUCACCCCUUGUCUCACACUGCGAGGCUGGGCUCAUCAUAUAUUGUCUGGAUGAUUCACAGAAGCUCCUCAGUGACCUCCUGCUUCCAGCUAAGGUUACUUUCUCAACAGCAGCCAAGGCAAACCUUGAAAACUCAGCUCUGUGGACUGGAGAGAUGGCUCAGUGCUUAAGAGCGCUUGUCGCUCUUGCAGAGGACAUGGGUUCGGUGUCUGGACUCACAUGGUGAUCAGGGGAUCUGACACCCUCUUCCGAACUCCGAGGCCACCAGGCACGCACACGGUGUACACAGACAUACAUGCAGGCAAAACACUCAUACAUGUAAAAUAACCUAAAGAGAACCCCAGCCAGUCCUGGCCACGCCUCUCUCAAGCCCAUGUUUGUCUACUCUCUUAGUUUGGAGCAAUGGCCUUUCCAAGCCCCGCCUCUACCUUUUGGUCUUGUUUCCGGCUGUCCCCUUUUCCUCAUUGACCUCCUUGUGGCUCUUCCAAUACAGUAGCCCUGGGGUGGGGUGGGGGUCCUUUGGACUAGCUGUCCUCUCUGCCUAGAAUGCUGACACCCUCAUAUCCCGUAAUUAUUUGUCAAAGUGAGGUCUACCCCGGCCAUUCUAUUUAAACCACAAGCUGCCCACCCUGAGAAGCCCGUGCUCUAUUUCCCCAGGCAUUUUUCACCUUGUAACAUUUUCACUCUAGACGAUACUAUUAAUUGAAGAGAAGUUCGUAAACAACAACAAUAACAAAGACCCACUGCACCCCACAAGAAACCAUCCAGCUAACAAAGCAGGGUGUAGCCCAUGCUUCUCUCUCUCCAUUGUGAGGUCAGGCAGGGGAGGGACCUCAGAGCUGAGACCUAAAUGUCAAGGAGCCCUGAGGCAAGCAGUGGGGGUAGGGUGAGAAGAAAGGGCCCCCUCUGGACUUCAGGAACUGCAAAGCCGAGGGUGAGGUGAGAACCCACAAGCUCCUGGGCAGGCAUUUGAACGCAUUUGCCUUCAAGGGCUUCUGGGAAUCCCGCCUGCUUUCCCGCGGUCCUCCCUGCAAGCCUUGGAUGGACAGACACCAGGUAGAGCCUCGGGACCACAAGUGGGCUGCAGACCGGCACCGGCGGGUGCUAGAAGCCGUAAUGGCCAAUUUCGAGAGGCAGAGAGGAGGCCGACCCGAGGACUUGGUUGAGAAACUCGACAGGUUUUGCAGGCUCUGUAGGAGCUCGCCCUAAGAAGCGCCCCUAUCUGAUGACUUGCCAGGCUUGGCUCUGCCAGGGUGGGGUGGUACUGGAUGGCCGAAGAGUGGGAACUUUUGUGGGAAAAACAGGACACCCGAAUUCUUCUUCGGUGGUGGGCUGGAGACCUGUGGGUAGCCUGCGGUUUGUGCUCGGGAUUCGAGGCCAUCCUUCACCGACAAGUCCUGCGACUCAGGCCGGUCCCCACCCUCCAGGGCCUCAGUUUCCCUCCGGUGUGCGUGCUGAGACGACUUUGCAGAUCCCAAGGCCUGGUGGGUACUGGGCGGGGAGAGGCCGGGGCGGUAACACGAGCUUCACGGGCGGGGUCUCCCGGCUCCCGCGGCCACGUUCGCCGCCCGGGCGGAGGCUCGGGAUUCGGAGCAGGGGGCGACCGCAUCGCACCCGACGAGCCAGGCUCGGGUUCUGGAGGUUUUUGAUAUCCAGGUUUUUUUUUUUUUUUUUUUUUGACCCAUACAUGACCUUUGAGAUGAAUGGCAAGGAAGACUAGUCAGUCUCCUUCACAGAUGAAGUCUGAGAGCUGCAGUAGGAGCCACAGGACUGGGCUGCAGGCCUUCUGAGCUACUACCUCUCUCUCUCAGCCAUUCUGGUGGGAGCCAUGAAGCUGAACAAGAGGAGUGUGGCCCACUAUGCUCUGAGCGAUUCUCCAGCAGACCACACUGGCUUCCUUCGUACUUGGGGAGGACCAGGGACCCCCCCUGCUUCCAGUGGUGCUGGCCGGAGAUGCUGGUUUGUUCUCAAGGGCAACCUACUGUUCUGUUUCGAGAGCAGAGAAAGCCGGGCUCCUCUGAGCCUGGUGGUAUUGGAGGGCUGCACGGUGGAGCUGGCUGAGGCUCCCGUGCCCGAGGAAUUUGCCUUCGCCAUUCGCUUUGAUGCCCCUGGAGUGCGCCCGCACCUGCUGGCCGCGGAUGGCCAGGUUGCCCAGGAGGCCUGGGUGAAGGCCCUGUCCCGAGCCAGCUUUGGCUACAUGCGACUUGUGGUACGAGAACUGGAGAACCAGUUGCAGAAUGCCCGGCAGAGCCUGGCCUUGCAUCGCUGUGCGUCCCAGAAGUCUGUUGCCGGCUGCAGUAAGCCUCAGCCUCCGGACCGGCGGGCUCCGGCCCCUGAGAAUGGCCACCUUCUCCCCAGGGACCGAAACACCAAUGGUUCUGUGGAAGAAAGGGGGAGCAGGCCAGUGGGUCGGGAUUUGACUGAGUGGGAGUUACAGGGCCCUGCCAGCCUCCUCUUAAGCCGGGGACAGAGCCCUGUGUCCCCUGAGACCUCCUGUUUCUCUACCCUGCAUGACUGGUAUGGGAAGGAGAUUAUGGAGCUGAGGCGAGGUUGGCAGCAGAGGGCCAGUGGGAGCCAGCCGGAGAGCAAGCAACAGAACAGCCCCUGAGCCAGGACCUCUGAGCUGUGGCCCUGUCCUGCUGGUUGGGAUGCUGGGGUCAGUACUUCAGGAGUUAAAUGUUUACUCACUUCCCAUGGUGUGUGUGUGUGUGUGUGUGUGUGUGUGUGUGUGUGUGUGUGUGUGUGUGUUUUCUGAGGCCAGGUGGCUGAUGGGAACAUAAGGUGAUGCAGGAAGGAGGCCAUGCUCCCCGCCCCUCAAGGACACUGUAGCCAUAAUUUCCAACACAAGAAGUCUUGGGCAUCUACAUGCCAGAGGUGACUGCGGAAGUUGCUUCAGGACUGACAUUGACAUGGUUUGGGUAUGGCUCUCUGUAGGAGAGGCUCUUCCGGUGCUACAAGGGAUUCCCCCCCCCUCCCCCCCCUGCCCCCUUGUCCGUGUUGAGUGCUGGAUGGACAUUGCCCUGGGAGAGGGACAUUGCCCUGCCUAGCCUUUAUACAGAGCAACCCUUCCUGAUCCGUUGUUCAGGGCCACUCCCGGGACCCUUUCACCGAUCGCUUAUUUCCCAAGGCUUGUCUGCCAAGACCCCUCAUGGCCACUCUUGUAUAUCAGUCCAAGUAUCCUUUUCUUCUGUUCUGAGAGGUCAAAUGGCUGGGCCUACAGCGCCAGAAGCCAGGCCCACCUGUCCCCUUUAUAUAGGCGCAGUGACAGUGACUGUGGGGGAAAUGUGGGGCUUGUACCCCCUUCCCAAACAAAGUCUGCCUCUUCCUGACCUCCCUUCUUUCCCUCUCUGGGGUCUUGGGGCAGCCUGAUCAAAAUCUAUCCAGGCCUAAAGGCCAAACUCUGGCCUCCAGGAGACUCAGUUUCAUGGUCUUCUUGGCCAGGGCCAGGGCCUGUGAUGCCAGCCAUGUUUUCUCAGGCCUGCUUGUAGCAUCAUAGCCAACUGCCCUUGACUGUACGCACAGGUACUACGCCUUUGCUAACUUUAUUACAACAGUAGUUAGUGUUCGUUCUUUAAAUAGUUUGGUUUUUGGAGACCGGGUCUCACUUUGUAGCCCAUACAGGCCUGGAUCUCAUUCUUAGCUUUGCAAGUGCUGGGAUUAUAGAUAGGAGCCAUCACGCCCAACUUGCUUUUGUGAUUUGUUUUGUAGCAGGACCUGGUGGGAAGGCCUGCCAGCCUAGCCCCUUGUGUGAGCACAUCUGGCUUCAGCUUUGUUGUUUUCCUUAUAAUCAGAACAGCGAAGUUUGCAGGGUGUGGUAGCAGAGGAGCUAGAGGAGGACCAGGAAUUCAAAGACAUCCGUGACUACAUAGUGGGUUUUUUUUUUUUUUUUUUUUUUUUUUUUUUUUUUUUUACUAGACUGGGCUCCUCUCAUAAAAUUAUUCGUUUUCGUUAUUAUAAUCUAUGUUUACAAAUGAAGAGUCAGGCGUUAGAGCUGCGGUGUCCGAGGCUAGCAACGGAGUGAGCCCGGGAACCUGUCUUGCUGGUGCAACCUCCAGCAGGCAAUCCCGCUGCUUGCUUGCUCCCAGCCCUGUCUGAGAAGCUUGCUGCCCACUGCACCUGUGGUUCGAAUGCUCACGGACACUCUGGGCUCUCGUUAACUUUCUAUUGUUACAGUUCCUUUUUUAUAAAUUCAAAUGCCAAGUAAAGUUUUUCAUCAUA
Peromyscus leucopus (white-footed mouse) is the source of this 4724-nucleotide messenger RNA. It is a transcript of the gene Pheta2, whose product is annotated as PH domain containing endocytic trafficking adaptor 2. The transcript has 2 exons. The record is from RefSeq and is a predicted model, not a curated record. Gene Ontology annotation, biological process: retrograde transport, endosome to Golgi; receptor recycling; endosome organization. The coding region runs from base 2335 to 3114 and encodes 259 amino acids. Gene Ontology annotation, cellular component: trans-Golgi network; recycling endosome; early endosome. NCBI's taxonomy places the organism in Eukaryota, Metazoa, Chordata, Mammalia, Rodentia, Cricetidae.